This is a messenger RNA of Trichomonas vaginalis G3, 555 nucleotides long. Its product is annotated as RNA polymerase II transcription regulator recruiting protein. The transcript has a single exon. The coding region runs from base 1 to 555 and encodes 184 amino acids. Gene Ontology annotation, cellular component: nucleus. Lineage: Eukaryota; Parabasalia; Trichomonadida; Trichomonadidae. Gene Ontology annotation, biological process: regulation of DNA-templated transcription. Gene Ontology annotation, molecular function: RNA polymerase II cis-regulatory region sequence-specific DNA binding; DNA-binding transcription factor activity, RNA polymerase II-specific. The record is from RefSeq and is a predicted model, not a curated record.
AUGAGCAUAAAGUGCCCUACCUACAAAAAGGUUCCAAGCCUUUAUAGAAAGAGAUUUACAGCUGAAGAAGACGAGCUCUUGAGAAAAUUGGCAAAAGAUAACAAUAACAAAACAUGGCGUGACAUUGCAAAGCAUCUUCCUGGAAGAAGCGCCACGCAGUGCAGAGAUAGAUACAAUCAAUACCUAUAUCCUAGUGUUGUUUCCAAGCCUUGGACCGAUCAAGAAGAUAAAAUUAUUGUCGAAAAAUAUAGACAAUAUGGACCCCAGUGGUCUAAAAUUGCAGAGUUCCUUCCUGGAAGAAGUGGAAGUAAUAUCAAAAACAGAUGGAAUGGGGCUUUAUCUAAAUAUCAUGGAAUUCCUCAUAAAAAGUAUAAGCUUGAAAGAAGACAGCCUCGUAAUGUUUUGAAUGCACUUCAGCAAACUGAAAAUGUGCCAACUCCAAUUGAAGAAAACUCUGAAAUAAUGGAUUUGUUCGAUCAAAUAUCAGAAAGCAUUAUACAGCAGCAGUGUGAAUCAUUUGAUUUCUUUAGCAAUUGGGAAGAAGUAACUUUGUAA